Molecule: messenger RNA, 1347 nt
Organism: Ostertagia ostertagi
Lineage: Eukaryota; Metazoa; Nematoda; Chromadorea; Rhabditida; Trichostrongylidae
Source: the annotation of a GenBank genome assembly
AUGAUUGUUCCACUUUCGCAUGAUCCAACUGAGUUAGCACAGCCUGUCAUUGGUCCUACUUUACCACCUGGCCUUCAAGAUAGCUUAAGCAUCGAUUUGCAGAUGAAGCUCAUCGUCUUCGCAGUGCUUGUGGGUGCUGUCUACUGUAUUCCUGUCGACAACGGGGUUGAAGGUGAACCCGAGGUGGAGUGUGGGCCCACAGCCAUAACUGUCAACUUCAACACCAGAAACCCAUUCGAAGGACACGUCUACGUCAAGGGUCUUUAUGAUCAGAAAGAGUGCCGAAACGAUGAAGGAGGUCGACAGGUGGCUGGAAUCGAGUUGCCGUUCGAUUCUUGCAAUACUGCCAGAACCAGAUCCCUCAAUCCUCGUGGAGUCUUCGUCUCGACUACCGUUGUCAUCUCUUUCCAUCCUCAAUUCGUGACAAAAGUCGAUCGAGCAUACAGAAUCCAAUGCUUCUACAUGGAGUCUGACAAGACCGUCAGCACCCAAAUCGAGGUCUCUGACCUGACCACCGCCUUCCAGACACAGGUUGUACCAAUGCCCAUCUGUCGUUACGAGAUUCUCGAUGGAGGACCAUCCGGACAGCCCAUUCAGUUCGCCACCAUCGGUCAACAGGUGUACCACAAGUGGACUUGUGAUUCCGAGACCACCGACACCUUCUGCGCCGUCGUUCACACCUGCACUGUUGAUGAUGGAAACGGUGAUACGGUACAGAUCCUGAACGAGGACGGAUGCGCCCUUGACAAGUUCCUCCUGAACAAUCUCGAGUAUCCUAGCGAUCUGAUGGCAGGCCAAGAGGCUCACGUCUACAAAUACGCAGACAGGACCCCGGAAGUGAGUGCCCUCGUCCAUCGUGCCGCUGAGCCCACUGGUUUCGGAGCCGUCAAGCAGGGAACCCCUAAAACUGAUGCAGUUGCUGCUGGUGCUGCUGCAGGAGCACCCGGAGCAGUGGAAGCUGCUGGAGCAGCUGGAGGAGCCGCAGGUGGAGCUGCCGGUGGUGCAGCUGGUGGAGCUGCAGGAGCCGUUGGGGCAACCAGAGGAGCUGCAGCUGGAAUUGCUGCCGGAGCUGCACAGUUGAGACUGCUAAGAAAGAGAGCAGUCAACAAUGAGGCAAUUCUGGAUGUUCGAGCUGAGAUCUCAGCAAUUGAGAUCACCGACAACGACUCGCUGCCAUCAGCACUUCGAGCCAUCGCACCAGCUGCGCUCGUCAGCAACGACCGCUUCGACUCCACCGUGUGCCUGUCUCCUCUCUCGUUCGCUGCUUUCAUCGGCCUGGGAAUCCUUCUGGCCACGGCUCUAUCUGCCUUCGUUUUCUACACUGCACGACCCCAUCACAAGUUCUAA